UUGAAGGUGUAACAGAUAAGUAUUUCUCCACUUGCAAACUGUUCCUUACCACAGAGCAGGUCCUCUUCUCUCUCACACACACUGUUCAUCUGAACUUUUGUGUUAUUGAACCUCCCACCUAUACUUAAACAUGGCACUGUGGGCAUUGCUUCCUGUCUUCCUCGCUGUCUUUGGCACUGUGGGCAUUUGGACUGUGUUUGCUAUAGCUGUAACAAAUGGAUCAGUCAACAUAACAGAGGGAAUGCCUUUUAUCAGUCACUGUGGCACUUACAGCCCGCAGAGCUGUCUCUUUUCCCAGGUCUGCAAUAUCUGCUCUGUGUUAGCCCUGUGGAUUGUGGUAAUCCGUUUUCAGCAGGUUAGAGACUAUGGUAACCACGGAAAGGUCAACAUCGCCAGCAUUGUUUUAGGAUUCAUCUCCUCUAUCGGCAUUUCUAUCAUUGGCAACUUCCAGCAAUCAGUGUUAAUGGGAGUUCACCUUCUGGGAGCAUUCCUGGCGUUCUUCGUUGGCCUGGGAUACUUCUGGGUACAGUUGUUUCUAACCUAUCGGGCGAAGCCAUGUCAGGACCAAUGUUGGGUGGGGGCUGUCAGGGCGACCUGCUGCACCCUCUGUACCGUCCUGGUCAUCAUUAUGUCCAUUCUCCACAAUACAGGCUAUACCUCUGGGGCUGCAGUGUGUGAAUGGGCUUUGGUCAUGGUGUUCUUCUGUCUGUUUGGCCUGUUUGCAGCUGAGUUCAGACACAUUGACUGUCAUCACCUCACUGUACAGAAACAGGCUCUGAAAAAUGAACGCGGCCCAUCCUCAAGAGAAAUGAACGGUCGCAUGGUUGCCUGAACACACCCAUCUGAAUACACGCAUGUACAAAGUGCACAUGGUUCAAAAUCAACCUUCAUGUAGACUACCUGCAGUUGCCAUAUUUUCUUAUUGUAGGUAUAAUGUCUGUGCACUAGAUUCAUAACAUACAUGUCUGUACUGUAUAGAAGAUUUUGCCGCUUUAGUCCAUUUGACACACUCAGCGGGGAAUUUCCCAUAUUGCUAUUUAACAUGUUUUUGUAUUUACCCUUUUGAGAGAUGCAAUGACAGAUUUAUUUGAAAGCUGUAUAUUUGAGUCUUUUAGCAAAUGCUGUAUUUGAACGUUUUUGAACAUUAUUAUCUCAUAUUUUGUCUCUGUCUGUUUAUAAAAUUUUGAGUAGUAGAAUAGUAAAGAACACAUUAUCUUUCAUUUC
Molecule: messenger RNA, 1224 nt
Organism: Thunnus maccoyii (southern bluefin tuna)
Lineage: Eukaryota; Metazoa; Chordata; Actinopteri; Scombriformes; Scombridae
Gene: tmem150b
Product: transmembrane protein 150B
Exons: 7
Coding region: 131-832 (233 amino acids)
Source: RefSeq, a predicted model, not a curated record